UAAUUUUUAAUUUUUAAAAUUUUAAACUACACGGCAAAAGACAAGUGCAGAGUUCGGGAGCAUUCAGGUUUUUGUUCGUGGGUUCAUUCGAAUGGCGACAUCCUUGUCAAACAUGUUCUUCAAAGGGCUCGCUAAUCGUUCUUUCGGCAGGCCCUUAAAUGGGUUGUUUUAUUGCACAAGAUACUCAACUACUGUAUCAAAUGAUUCUGACACGCAUGAUGACUUCAAGGCAGCUAAUAAGUUUGAGGGUUCUGGCAUUUCUUUGGCAAAUUUUAUUGAGCAGGAUGUCAAGGAUAACCCUGUUAUGGUUUACAUGAAAGGUGUGCCUGAUUUGCCACAGUGUGGUUUUAGCUCACUUGCUGUUAGAGUUUUGAAACAUUAUGAUGUUCCUAUAAGCGCUAGAAACAUUUUGGAGGAUGUUGAGCUAAAAAAUGCUGUAAAAGCCUUUAGUACCUGGCCGACAUUUCCUCAAAUUUUCAUCAAGGGAGAGUUUAUUGGUGGAUCGGAUAUUAUUCUCAACAUGCACCAGACUGGUGAAUUGAAGGAAAAGCUUAAAGAUAUUACUUCCAAGAAGUAAAGACACGCCCAAGGUAGUGAAGUGUUAACAGAUGUAGUAGUUUACUAGAACGUCUUCAUGAUGUGAACUUUUUGAACUUCUUUUUUCUAGAUUAUAUUCAAAUAAGAAGUUUCAACAUUGCUGUUUGUAAGAAUUUUUUUUUUCUUUUUCCUCUGUUCCUUGCUUUAAUUUAAGAUCAUAUGAAGUUAAUAAGAGUCAGGACUGAGUCUGGAUUUGGAGGCUGUUACAAAAUAAAAAUUGAGUGUUUGAUUUAA
Vigna umbellata (rice bean) is the source of this 831-nucleotide messenger RNA. It is a transcript of the gene GRX4, whose product is annotated as glutaredoxin 4. The record is from RefSeq and is a predicted model, not a curated record. Lineage: Eukaryota; Viridiplantae; Streptophyta; Magnoliopsida; Fabales; Fabaceae. Gene Ontology annotation, cellular component: mitochondrial matrix.